AUGAAAGAAGCUGUUGAAACUAAAAAAGUUGAUGAAAAAUUGGAAAAAGCCAAUGAUCCAAAUGUUAAACCAAGUGAACGAAUGGAUGCUGAAUUUGAAGCAAACAAAGCAGCAGCUAAAGCUGCCGAACAUCAUGCUAAAGCUGAAGAACAUAAGAAUAAACAUUGUUGCGUAAUUGUUUGUUUUUGUGAAAAUAACCAAGACAUUUUAAACUAUGAAUUAAACUCAAUAAAUAUAACAUUUUAUUCAUACACAGAUUGUCAAGUUUAA
Messenger RNA from Rotaria sordida, 270 nucleotides. The record is from the annotation of a GenBank genome assembly. NCBI's taxonomy places the organism in Eukaryota, Metazoa, Rotifera, Eurotatoria, Philodinida, Philodinidae.